This is a messenger RNA of Solanum dulcamara, 1978 nucleotides long. RefSeq lists its product as uncharacterized. The transcript is spliced from 3 exons. Bases 551 to 1777 code for a protein of 408 amino acids. The record is from RefSeq and is a predicted model, not a curated record. Lineage: Eukaryota; Viridiplantae; Streptophyta; Magnoliopsida; Solanales; Solanaceae.
ACUCUGAAUAAACAGAUUACUCUAUCACUUGUACCCCUGUGUUUCCUAAUCAAACCCCUUUAUCCCUGCACUUCCUUGAAGUUCACACACACACAAAAAUAUUCUAGAGACAGAAAGAGCCAUUUUUCUGCUAAUUAAAAGAGGCCUAUGCAACUAGUUAUCACAAGCUUGCAAUCUGGUUCUGCUACUAUUCUUACAAAAACACAGUGGCUUACAGCUACAGUUACAGCCAUUUCAAUUAUUGAAUGAAAUUUACCACAAAUUAUAUUCUCAAAAGAGUACAACUUUCUUGUCUUUUUAUCAUAGGUAAUUAAUUUGUUUCACAAUUCACCAAAAUUAAUUAAUUGCCUCGAUCUUCUAAAUCCACCUCUUACUAUAUCUGUCUAACUUUCCCUUUUCAAUGUCUUCCUCAUUUUUUCUCUGUUUUUUUUUUAUGCUGAAUUCUCUUCGAUUCUGCAUUUUAUACUUCAAGAACUCACAACCCAUUUCCAAAUCUUGAAUUUUUAACUCAUCACUGUUAAGAAAAAUCCAUUUUUUUUGGUUCUAAAUUAUGGCACAGAAGCAUUUGCAUGAGCUUCUAAAAGAAGAUCAAGAGCCAUUUCACAUUGCUAAUAAAAGACUUAAUUUUUCUUCCUUACAAAUUAAGAAAAUUCAAAAGCCAAUUAAUCAAACCCCAAUAUCUAAUAUUUGCAAAAAUUCUUGUUUUUUCUCCUUCAAUGACUCACCGGAGUUAAGAAAAUCCCCUUUGUAUUUACCUUCUCCGGCGGCACCGAAGAGCCCGGAAAAUGGGAAAUUUGUACUACAUGUACCUGCAAGAACUGCUGCUCUGCUUCUGGAAGCUGCAAUGAGGAUUCAAAAACAACAGAGUUCAUCAAAAUCGAAAACCCAAAUCAAGAAAGUGAAAUUUGGGAUUUUUGGGUCCAUUUUUAAGAAAUUGAAGGAUCGAAAUGGAAACAAAAAUGGUGAAAAAAGAUUUUCAUGCUCGUGUAAUAACAGUAGAGUUAACAGUGAAAUCAAUGAAGAGAAGUUAAUGGAUUUGGAGAAUUAUGGUGAUUUUGGUUCGUCUCCGUUUAGCCCUUUUAGAUUUUCUCUACAAAGAUGCCCGUCGACCUCCGGCGACGUUAUGCCGGAAUUCACAUCGCCGGCAGCUUCUCCGGCUUGUCACAAGAAAGAGGACAAAGAAAGCUAUGAAACAAUUAUAGGCUUGGCAAGUAUUGAUAAGGUAGAAGAAGAAGAUGAGAAAGAGCAAUGCAGUCCAGUUUCUGUAUUGGAUACUCCAUUUGAGGAGGAAGAGGAUGGACAUGAAAACGAGGACGAGGACGAGGAAGAAGAUGAGGAUUCUGAUCUCGAUUGCAGCUAUGCACUUGUACAAAGAGCACAACAAGAACUUUUGUCUAAGCUUCGUAGAUUCGAGAAAUUGGCAGAGUUAGAUCCAAUUGAACUCGAGAAACUAUUGCUCGAUGACAAUGAUGAUAACGUAGACAAAGAGGAAUAUCAAGUUUCUAACUUAAUUUCCGAGGAGAAGUUUGAAGUUAAAAGCUUGAACUAUGGAGAAGCCGUCUUUGGAAGAGAAUGCAAGAGGUUAGAUUCAUCAUAUCAAGAAUUAAGAUCAAAUGCCAUCGAUAUGAUGGUGAAAUCGAAUUUGAAAAAUGAUUUUGAUGAUUGGAACAUGUUUCAAGAGCAAAGAGAAGAAAUCGCGAUAGAAUUUGCUUCUUCUAUAUUUGGAUUGUUAGUUGAGGAAUUAGGAGAGGAGUUAAUUCAUUUAUCUCACUCCUAAGAAAUACGCCAAUUUCUGACAGACAUUUCAUUGAAAAAUCUGUUGUAAACAUUCACGAAGAGUAUAAUUCCAAUAAAUAUGUUAGAAAAUUUUGUUGUGUUUAUAAAUAAUUACGUACUCUUUCGCUACUUAAUUAGCGACAAAUAUGAAAUGUUAUUAUUAAGAAAUAAUUAAAUCUUUUGCAUAAAUAGGCUUGCUUAA